CUGCGUGUGGUGAAGUUUAGUAUAUCUCGACUACUUCGCUAGAUUUAAAAAAUGUAUUGGUGUGGGGGAAUAAACCUGUCUCACUGCGCACGCACCGCACCAACAUUGACCAAUGACUGAAGCUUGCGCGUCUACUGAUGACCAUUACUUGAAAUGGUUUUGCACAAUGCGGUGUUGUAUUUAACGUUAUCAUUUUUGUUGUUUUUAGUCCGCCUGCGCUCUUGGAUCUUUUUUGGAGAUGUCUGAGUUUAACCACUCAAAUGUAUCAGGCGGAAACUCUCCGGACCCGGACUACAAGUGGACGUAUGAAUAUUACGACGAUGAUGAGCCUGUUUCGUUCGAGGGACUCAAAGCGCACCGAUAUUCCAUCGUGAUAGGCUUCUGGGUGGGCCUGGCUGUCUUUGUCAUCUUCAUGUUCUUUGUCCUGACACUUCUCACCAAGACAGGAGCUCCACAUCCCGAAGGAGUUGAACCCUGUAAGAAGCGUGUUCGUCUGACCAGCUGUGUGGAGGACCUCCGCUCCCCUGCAGACCCUGACAACCGGCCCUGCCUCCAUCGCCCCUUACUGGACUCCUCUCUCAGCCGCUCCCUCUUCCACUGCUACGUCAAUGAGGAACAGGCCCAGGAGGGGUCCAGGCCUAGAGCUGGGGCACGAGUUUUGGGAGUACCCAGAGGAGGGCUUGUCCAGGGGCUGGGGCGAGGCAGAUCAGGCAGCCCAGAGGAGGGGGGGAUGGAAGUAGGUGUCACCCGUGCCCUGUUGGGGGGGAACCAGACUGACCACAGAGAGGCAAUGUCUCUGUCCCACUUCAACAUCCCUAACGUUGUGAACUCCGAGCACUGCUCCACCCUGGGGGCGGACGAUCUGCUGCUGGGGGAGCCGCCAAUCAUCAUGGAGGGGGAGUGUCAUUGGCCCCACAGUUCACAUCACAUGAUGGACUAAGGUCCUCUCUACUUCCUGGGGUGCCGCCAAUCAUCCCGGAGGGGUAGCGUCAUUCCCAUGGUGUCCUUCACACGAUUGACUGGGGGAACCGUCAAUCAUCCUAGUGGGGGAGUGUCAUCGGCCACUUAGUGCCCUUUAGAAGACGGACUGUCCUGCCCAUCACACAAUAGACUAGGGUCCUUCUUACUUCUCACACCCACUGCCGUUAGGACAUUAUAGAGAAUUAUGAAGGACAUCACAGGACUCAUCAGCCUUAUAUAGAGAGAGUUGUGUCAAGGUCCUAAUCUAACAUUCUGUGUUGUGCCAGUCAUGUACAGUGCAAGCUCUCCUAAUUAGGCUGUGGUUCCAGCUUCCCACACCACCUCCACUGUGAGGACAUUCUGGAUUAUUAUGGAUCCUCCUACAGUAACUGUACCUCCUGACAUUUUCAUUCUGUUCAGAUUAGGUUCAGGCUAAAAUACUGUACAGUCCAAAUAUAUAAACACUUAAAUGUUAAAUAUACAUAUGUGAUCUUUAUGUCAACAAGGUUGCCUACGCAGAGCCAGAACUUGUGACUCCACAUCUCAACGCUAAACUGGAAGUCCAGCUUCAUCAAGUUGAUUCAAAUGUUUUUUAUUUAACUAGGCAAGUCAGUUAAGAACAAAUUCUAAUUUACACCACGGCCAAAUCCUCCCCUAACCCGGACAAUGCUGGGCCAAUUGUGCGCCACCCUAUAGGACCCCCGAUAACGGCCUGUUGUGAUACAUCCCAGAAUCGAACAUGGGUCUGUAGUGAUGCUGCGCCACUCGGUCCCCCCGUAUAGUGGUGGAGGCCUUCUAGGAAUCAGUUAAGGGGAUGGAGACAACAGAAGAGGUAAGGGGAAUUUGAUACAACAACCAAAAUGUACCAGAAAGGCAAGACUCUUCUUAUGGGUUUUCAAUUCAACAGCAGUCAGAAUGUUGUCCUUGUUCAGUACUAAUUGUAGCACACCUGUUAAUCACUAUAAACACCUUACUUUUUAUAUAUCAUGUGUUGCUCCUGUCAAUGCUUUACCUACAUGUCAUAUCAAGGUCUUGUCUGCCAAGUCUAUAGAAGGUUGUGACUAAUAAAACUAUUUCAACGCCAGCUGAUUGUGUUCAUUAUAUAACCAUUUCAAAGUACCUUGGAACCACAA
Molecule: messenger RNA, 2093 nt
Organism: Oncorhynchus gorbuscha (pink salmon)
Lineage: Eukaryota; Metazoa; Chordata; Actinopteri; Salmoniformes; Salmonidae
Product: melanocortin-2 receptor accessory protein 2A-like
Exons: 3
Coding region: 239-940 (233 amino acids)
Biological process (GO): regulation of adenylate cyclase-activating G protein-coupled receptor signaling pathway; protein localization to plasma membrane
Cellular component (GO): endoplasmic reticulum; plasma membrane
Molecular function (GO): type 4 melanocortin receptor binding; type 3 melanocortin receptor binding; type 5 melanocortin receptor binding
Source: RefSeq, a predicted model, not a curated record